Messenger RNA from Pocillopora verrucosa, 1890 nucleotides. RefSeq names its product ubiquitin domain-containing protein UBFD1-like. Gene Ontology annotation, molecular function: RNA binding; cadherin binding. NCBI's taxonomy places the organism in Eukaryota, Metazoa, Cnidaria, Anthozoa, Scleractinia, Pocilloporidae. The record is from RefSeq and is a predicted model, not a curated record.
AUGCUCUUCUAACAGCAAAGAAACAUGGCGGAAGAAGGCUCGGCGGUGGAUGCAGAGGAUAAGUUGGAGACAGAACCGGACCCUUGUCGGUCCAAAUGUUGUCCUGAAACUUUUGUCGAAAAAGAAACUGAAAAUACGAAUGAAAAGUCCAAGGAGGAUUUUAGCGUCGAGGAGAAAGAAAAAGACACGACAGAAGAAGAGCACGCUUCGUCCAGUAGGGAAACUGCGAGUUUUCGUGUUGUUUGGAACAAGAAAAACUAUGAGGUCACUUUUCCUGUGGAUGAAACAGUUGAUAGUCUCAAACAACACAUAGAGAAGCUCACAGGUUUACCAGUUUCAAUGCAAAAGCUGAUGUACAAAGGGCUAGUUAAGGAUGGAGGCAAAACAUUACGAGAACUUAAUGUUUCUAAUGGAGUGAAGAUGAUGGUUGUUGGCUCAACCAUUAAUGAUGUCAUGAAAGUGACACCCCCUCCUCCAGGAGCAUUAAAAGAUGAAAAAUCAGGCACCUCAGGUUCUUCAAAGGAACCACUUAGUAAACAAAAGAUGCAUAAAAAAGUUUUAGACAAAGGAAAACCAGAUGACGUCAUGCCUGGAUUUAAAAAUAAAAAAGAAAAGUUACCCAAUGUUCCAAUUGCUGGGAUGUAUAACAAAUAUGGAGGAAAAGUUAGAUUAACGUUCAAGCUUGAAUUGGAUCAAGUUUGGAUCGGAACAAAGGAACGAACAGAAAAGGUACCGAUGGGAUCAAUAAAAAAUGUAGUAUCAGAACCAAUCGAGGGUCAUGACGAAUAUCAUAUGUUGGCCAUUCAGCUUGGACCAACGGAGGCAUCUCGAUACUGGAUCUACUGGGUUCCUGCACAAUACGUGGACGCCAUUAAAGACACUAUUCUCGGCAAAUGGCAGCCAUUCUAGACAGUCAUAAACACAGUGUCGCUACUGUGGUGUCAGCUUAAAUACUGCAUCAUUCAAGGGUUCAGUGUCAAACAGACUGGAGAGACGUUCAAAGCUGGCCCAAACAUGAUGUCGUUGGAUUAAGUUGAAAUACUUUUUUUUGCAGCUCAAGAUGGUAUUAAACAUUUCUGCGUACUUUUGCUGCUCUAACGACGGGAACCUAUUGACUUCGAUUCGAUCUUCUUUUUGCGGUACCCGAGAUGCAAUUUUUUUAAUCUUCAACCUUAACCCUUUAAUUCCCAAAAGUGAUUAACAUGUAACUUCUCACUAUUAUUUCAAUGCAUUAUCCAAUUAACGUUAAAUUGUCGUAACCAAUUUAUCAGGAAAUGUGUAGCAGAUAGAGGGGAGAAUUAACAAUCAGAUCUUGGGAGUUAAAGGUGUUCUGGAAUUGAGAGUGAUUAUGUGAUUUCUAAUUCUUCUUUGAAGUAAAUUCUCCAUUUUUUCCCCCACCGUUUCGGGUAUUGCCAAGCGUGAUUGUGAUGUGCCAAAUGGAUUACGAAGCGUUCACUGACAUGAAGAAAAUUGAAUUACAGCGAAGGUCACUUUGAUCUUUCUGUCAGAUGACAGUUUAAAACUGUGAAGGGUUUGUACUGCUGAGGUAAUUACCCUGGCUAUUUUCAGCUUCUAUUUCAGCCUUGGGAAUCUGUGCUUGUUCCCCUCCUCCACUCCCGCAAGUUUGUUCCAUGUGAUCAGUAACUCAUUUUUCUUGAGAGAGGCUAGGACUGAUGUUGGCUGAACGCCUCUGGUUGAUAAGUGGUUAUCCUGAAAAUUGAUACAAAAAUCUGAAAUUUUCCAUCUUAGAAACCUUUAUUUUAAAUGUAGAGCAGCAUCAGGAAGCCGAAAUGAAGCCAAGAUCAGUUCUUCGUCAUUGUUUGCCGUGGUAAUGUUUCCUUUUUAGCGCUGAGCUGAAGAGCUUCAAGAAAAUUAGAUUAAAGAUCUAUU